This is a messenger RNA of Plasmodium inui San Antonio 1, 186 nucleotides long. RefSeq lists its product as hypothetical. The record is from RefSeq and is a predicted model, not a curated record. The coding region runs from base 1 to 186 and encodes 61 amino acids. The transcript has a single exon. Lineage: Eukaryota; Apicomplexa; Aconoidasida; Haemosporida; Plasmodiidae.
AUGAGUAUCCCUUUGCACACACAUAUAAAUAUCCAAUUGAAGUAUGACUAUAGUGCUGUUGUUAGUGCCCCCGUUUUUACGCAGCUGUUGAAAAGUUUAGCUAAGGAUUAUCUCAAUAAAAGGGUACUUCCCUAUUCUGGCACAUUAGAGGAUGGCGGAGAGGCAGAUCUUCGGGAUGGUAAAUAG